UGUGUCGAACCCGUGCCAAAACGGCGGGAGCUGCGUGGAUGGUCCCAAUCGAUACCAGUGCUUAUGUGCUGGAGGCUUCAUGGGUUUCCACUGCGAGACAACUUUGAUGAAUGCAUGUCGGGCCCCUGUCUUCACGGGAGGUGCAUUGAUGGAGUGGAUGUGUAUUACUGCCAGUGUGAAUUGGGAUGGACUGGUGCCAGAUGUGAAAUGAACAUUGAUGAGUGUUCUUCCAGUCCGUGUCUGAAUGGUGGCUCCUGUGUGGACUUGGUUGAUAAAUAUGCGUGUUUCUGRCRGGAUGGAUACACUGGAAAGAACUGUGACAUUGACAUAGACGUCUGUCUAGAAACCCCCACCAAUGUCACCCUGUGUUUAAAUGGAGGGACUUGUCUCGAUGGCCAAGGCUCCAAUUUCACCUGCAGUUGUCCAGCAGGUUUCAUAGGGGACUUCUGUGAGAUGGACGUUAAUGAAUGCUGUUAAGAUCCAUGUCUCCACGGG
Messenger RNA from Salvelinus sp. IW2-2015, 495 nucleotides. Its product is annotated as fibropellin-3-like. NCBI's taxonomy places the organism in Eukaryota, Metazoa, Chordata, Actinopteri, Salmoniformes, Salmonidae. The record is from RefSeq and is a predicted model, not a curated record. Gene Ontology annotation, molecular function: calcium ion binding.